Messenger RNA from Hemiscyllium ocellatum (epaulette shark), 2369 nucleotides. RefSeq names its product histone H2B type 1-M-like. Bases 9 to 386 code for a protein of 125 amino acids. Lineage: Eukaryota; Metazoa; Chordata; Chondrichthyes; Orectolobiformes; Hemiscylliidae. Gene Ontology annotation, molecular function: protein heterodimerization activity; DNA binding; structural constituent of chromatin. The record is from RefSeq and is a predicted model, not a curated record. The transcript has a single exon. Gene Ontology annotation, cellular component: nucleosome.
GCGGAGCUAUGGCUGAGGAAAAGAAGGGUCAAGUUGCCAAGAAGGGCGCGAAGAAAGCGGUGAAGAGGGCGCCAGCAAAGGGCGGCAGGAGGAGGAAGCGGUCCAGGAAAGAAAGUUACUCCAUCUACAUCUACAAAGUGAUGAAGCAGGUUCACCCCGACACCGGCAUCUCCUCCAAGGCCAUGAACAUCAUGAACUCGUUCGUCAAAGAUAUUUUCGAGCGGAUCGCGGGGGAGGCUUCCCGCCUGGCCCAUUACAACAAGCGCAGCACCAUCAGCUCCCGGGAGAUCCAGACCGCCGUGCGGCUGCUGCUGCCCGGGGAGCUGGCCAAGCACGCCGUGUCGGAGGGCACAAAGGCGGUGACCAAGUACACCAGCUCCAAGUGAAGGACCGCACUGCACUGAAACAAAACACUGAUCCACAACCCAAAGGCUCUUUUAAGAGCCACCCACAACCUCUCUGAGGCAGCUGAACCAUUUCUUUAAAGAUUGUUUGUUUUAGUUUGCAUGUGAUUCUGUUUUAACUUUUGGUUUUUACAACUGCUUUGCAAUUUGAGAUACGGGAACGAAGGGGGUGGGCUAAGAAACAGUCUUAAAUAUCGCAAAUAGCCUAUUUCCCCAUCUGUAGAGAGACAGGAGGUGAAGCACCGGUGAGUCACUUUUAAGAUUGAUUAGUUCUAGUCUUCAUGUGGUUCUUGUCCAGGUAUUUUUAGUCACAUACUAUAUUGGAUUUUAUAAUUGCGUUGCAAAUUGACGAGGUGGGGAGAGCGAUUUCGUAUACCGUUCAAGUUGCUAAAAGCCCUGGUGGAAGUGCCCACAGCUUUCAGUCCCACUGAUUGAUGUAUUUUCACCUUUGUUUUUACAUUGCCAAUGCGUAAGAUUUAAUCCGACUUUUCAGAAUGCAAGCGGCAAUGCACUUUCUGCUGUCGGUGAGAGGCUUUCAAAGUGAACCGAGAGAACGCCAAACCAGCUGCCGGACUGAAAUGUUUGUUGAAUGUGAUCGAGACCGAUAAGGGAGGACAACUUUAAAAUAUCGUCUCAACACCGUGUUCGCCAUCGAUACUAAGCCGGAAGAAUGUUGUGUGCUGCUUUAUCAGCAUGCUGGGGUGCUACUGAAAAGUGAAGUGAGAAAACAAGUUGCAGACAGCAGUGUUCGGCCUGUUUUGUUUCAGCCUCUUUUCAAGGUUUAAAAAAUCCACACUCAAGAUCAGAAAUAGACAGAUGAGGGAGAGUAAGACCGUCUGAAUUACACCUUUGUAAACUAAAAGUAAAUUAACAUGAGUAUUGUUUUUUAAACUUACUCAGUUUUUUUUGUACUUCAUUUUUUGGUGUAAAACAUACUCCUUUUGUUUGGAAAUUGGUGGGCUUUUCAAUUUGUAAAAGAGCGGUUGAUGAUUUGGCGCCCUCCCGGUGCCGUUUCCGGAUUGGGGAAUGAAGCAGAUAUCUAAUUGGGAAUUGAAACAACAUUUAGAUGAUGCUGAACAAUGAGAAAGGGCUGCCACAAUGCUGUAUUAUUUUUAUGAUUCCCUAGUUAUCAAUCAGACUCUGCCGGUCUCUGCUGGUGUGAAUAUGUAAAUUUAUUUACCAUAUACUGAAAGUUACAGUUUGAUAACUACACUCACGCAUUCACGAAGCAGGAACUGACCGGUAUAAACUCACAUAUCCACAUACCCUUUUGCAUCAGGUGGCCUCAUUCAUGGAGCUGUAUGGGUCUUGUUUAGUUUCUGAAUCUCACUCACCUAGUGUUAGAAUUUUAAGAAAAAAAAUGGACAAGGAGCAGCUCCGAGCAGGAGCGGAAUCAGACCUGUGGUUCUGUUUAAAUUGCUGGCGUUGAACGACAAAAUCCUAAUGAUUAAUUUCACUGAGACAGCUGAACCAUUGUUUCUGGGUAUGUACAAUUAAUGUCUCUACGAGAUUUGUAUGUUGUAAAUGUUGUGUAGUGCGCGCCUUAUUCUCGGAUGCGGUCAUGUAUAUACCGUAGUCCCUGCCUGGGGAGAGAGGCCACGUUAAACGCCACGGAGUCCUUUUUCAGCUGCUUGUAUAUGUCUGUGUUACUCUUUGUUAUACGAUCAGUUCAGGAGUUAUAAGCCUCCGUUGCGGCACGAACCCUCCGCUGCACCCUUCGGAGUGCGAUUUUACUUUGUUUAUUUUUCAUUUCGAAAUCUCCGCACGAGUAUUGUCUGGAUGCAGAAUCUUGCAAAAUACACCGAAACAAAACUAGAACAGCUGCAGAACUGGCAUAGAAAAUGUGGCGUUUUUAUCGAUAUAUGAUCAUGUGCCGAUCAUGUUCACUAUUACUGCAUUGAGGCGGGAGAACUUAAUCAUGUUUUACCAGUAUGUCAGGUGCUGUUGAAAUGUGAAAUAAAUGAU